This is a messenger RNA of Erythranthe guttata (spotted monkey flower), 2984 nucleotides long. RefSeq names its product cullin4 (gene CUL4). Gene Ontology annotation, cellular component: cullin-RING ubiquitin ligase complex. Gene Ontology annotation, biological process: ubiquitin-dependent protein catabolic process. Gene Ontology annotation, molecular function: ubiquitin protein ligase binding. NCBI's taxonomy places the organism in Eukaryota, Viridiplantae, Streptophyta, Magnoliopsida, Lamiales, Phrymaceae. The record is from RefSeq and is a predicted model, not a curated record.
GCAAAGGGGAAUUUCUCCCAUUUCUCCUUUCCUCAUCUCGGAGCGUUACUCUGUUAAUUCUCUCUCUCUCUAUAUUUCUCUCUCCUGUAAUGAGGAGCUCCCCCUGAGAUUUCAUCACUCUCUAUGUCUCAACGCACAAACUCCAGCUCCACCAACCCUAAUAAACGCUCCUCCUCCACCAACCCCAACGCCAACACACCUAUCGCCGCCGCCGCCGCCGCAUCCCCAAUUUUUCCGGCAUUGAAAAAGGCCAAGUCGCAGGGCGUCUCGUGCUCGCUGGACGGGAAUAUGAACGGGCAGCAGCAGCAGCAGCCCACUCCUCACGUGCACUUCGCUGAAACCCCCGCUCUCUCCCCGAUGAUUGAAGACGAUCCGAAUGAUGCCGUUUUGGAUGCCUCCUCACCGUCCAGCGCUUUCGGACGCGUCGGUGCUACUUCCUGCGGAGGAAUCACCUCUAAUUUGUCCCGGAAGAAGGCCACGCCGCCUCAACCCACGAAAAAACUCGUAAUUAAGCUCUUUAGAGCCAAACCGACUCUUCCGAGUAACUUUGAGGAAACUACAUGGGAAAUACUCAAGUCUGCUAUCAGUACUAUAUUUUUGAAGCAGCCUAAUCCAUGUGAUUUGGAGAAGCUCUAUCAGGCUGUCAAUAACCUUUGCCUGCACAAGUUGGGUGGAAAUCUCUAUCAAAGAAUUGAAAAAGAGUGUGAAUUCCACAUAUCUGCCGCUCUACAAUCUUUGGUUGGCCAAAGUGAAGAUCUGGUGGUUUUCUUAUCACUUGUAGAGAACUGUUGGCAGGAUUUUUGCGACCAGAUGUUAAUGAUCCGGGGUAUAGCAUUAUUUCUUGAUAGAACAUACGUGAAGCAAACUCCCAACGUACGUUCAUUGUGGGACAUGGGCUUGCAGCUUUUCCACAAACAUCUUGCUCUAGCUGCAGAAGUGGAGCACAAAACUGUAUUUGGUCUUCUAAAAAUGAUUGAGAGCGAGAGACUAGGGGAAUCAGUUGAUAGGACGCUCCUUAAUCAUCUUCUCAAGAUGUUCACUGCAUUGGGAAUUUACCCUGAAAGCUUUGAGAAGCCAUUCCUCGAACGUACAUCUGAAUUUUAUGCAGCUGAAGGUGUCAAAUAUAUGCAGCAGGCAGAUGUUCCAGAUUAUUUAAAGCAUGUAGAGAUAAGGUUGCAAGAAGAAAAUGAAAGAUGCUUACUCUACAUCGAUGCAAGUACAAGAAAGCCACUAGUAGCAACUGCAGAAAGGCAACUUCUUGAGCGUCAUAUAUCUGCUAUUCUGGAUAAGGGUUUUAUGAUGUUAAUGGACGGUAAGCGUAUUGACGACCUUCAGAGAAUGUAUUUGCUCUUCUCCAGAGUCAAUGCCCUUGAAUCAUUGAGGCAGUCCCUUAAUCAAUACAUACGAAAAACUGGCCAGAGUAUUGUCAUGGAUGAAGAAAAGGACAAAGAUAUGGUGUCUAGCUUAUUGGAUUUCAAGGCAAAUCUUGAUAGAAUAUGGGAAGAAAGCUUUUAUAAAAAUGAUUCAUUUAGCAAUACCAUCAAGGAUGCGUUUGAGCAUCUCAUUAAUAUUCGCCAGAACCGACCUGCUGAGUUAAUUGCCAAGUUUGUUGAUGAGAAGCUUCGUGCCGGAAAUAAGGGAACCUCAGAGGAGGAAUUGGAGGGCACACUAGACAAAGUUUUGGUCUUGUUCAGAUUUAUACAGGGUAAGGAUGUAUUUGAAGCAUUCUAUAAGAAAGAUCUUGCUAAAAGGCUCUUGCUCGGUAAAAGUGCAUCUAUUGAUGCAGAGAAAUCAAUGAUUUCUAAGUUGAAAACAGAGUGCGGCAGUCAAUUUACCAACAAACUUGAAGGAAUGUUCAAGGACAUUGAAUUGUCAAAAGAGAUUAAUGAAUCAUUCAAGCAAUCAUCCCAAGCUCGAACGAAACUGCCAUCUGGAAUCGAGAUGAGUGUUCAUGUCUUAACAACUGGGUAUUGGCCGACCUAUCCUCCCAUGGAUGUUCGGCUGCCUCAUGAACUCAACGUGUAUCAGGAUAUUUUUAAGGAGUUCUAUUUAAGCAAGUACAGUGGGAGGCGAUUAAUGUGGCAAAAUUCAUUGGGUCACUGUGUCCUAAAAGCAGAAUUUCCGAAAGGAAGAAAGGAGCUAGCAGUUUCUCUAUUUCAGACUGUUGUGUUGAUGCUGUUCAAUGAUGCACAAAAGCUCAGCUUUCAAGAUAUAAAGGAAUCUACUGGUAUUGAGGAUAAAGAGCUUCGUAGAACUUUGCAGUCCCUUGCAUGUGGAAAAUUCCGCGUUCUUCAGAAAAUGCCUAAAGGCAGAGACGUGGAAGAUGAUGAUACCUUUGUCUUCAACGAUCAAUUUGCUGCUCCUCUAUAUCGUAUAAAGGUCAAUGCCAUUCAGAUGAAGGAAACAAUUGAGGAGAAUACCAGCACUACAGAAAGGGUGUUCCAAGACCGUCAAUACCAGGUUGAUGCUGCCAUUGUUCGUAUAAUGAAAACAAGGAAAAUGCUGAGUCACACUCUAUUGAUAACUGAACUCUUUCAGCAGCUCAAGUUUCCAAUAAAACCAGCUGAUUUGAAGAAAAGAAUCGAGAGCCUCAUAGACAGAGAGUACCUUGAGCGUGACAAAAACAACCCACAAGUGUACAACUAUCUUGCUUGAAGAGUUAUGUCGAUCACAAGUUCUUGAGUUUUUCCUCGUUCCAAUGGAAAUGCAAAUCCAAAUGCAAAUGUUUGCCGAGAUGCUGGAAGUUGAUGAAAAUCCCAUGAUAAAUCGAAAUUAUGUAUAGAAACUUCUUUUUUUCCUUUUUUUAUUGUGAUGUUUAGUUAUAACUGUAAAGUAUAUUUCCUCAGAUAUGCUCUCGAAUUCCGUCUCUGUCCGAGUACAUGGAGAAACCAAGUCUUUUUUUUUUUUUUUUUUAUCCUUAUUUAAUUACUGUGUUUUAUAUCACGAGUAUAAGUAAUAUUUAGUUAUUUUUAUUUUUGGGUUUC